CAACGCCACUUGAGAAGAUACUACCACACCCCUGUCCUCUGCCCCACUCUGCCUCAAAUGGAUCACGGUGGAGGAGGUCGUGGGAUGGCAGGGUACGAGGCGGCUGCGGCGGCGGCUUCCACCAACCAGAAGACCGAAAGCUUCGGAGGCUGUUCCAGCUCCAACAGCGUGAAGAAAAUUUACCCCAUUGACAGUCCAAUUAAGAAAAGAAAGUUACAGUAUGACCUCAGUGACACAAGGCUGUUAUCGCUGAAAUACAAGUUUCAGGACCGACGAACUUCACAGGAGGAUGAGACUGCAAGAACAGAAAGCUUAGGAGGUGAUGACAUUUUCAUCAACAAGAACUGUAAUGUGGACAUGGCCAAUGUUUACAAGGAAUUGGACUCGUGUGAGAAUACUCAAAGCCUUUUAGGUGGUUGCAUCGAAGUUGACUCCAUAAAUGCCAGGUACUCGGCCGCGCACCGCAGCGGGGCGACGUUCCAGGGCGUGAGCUCGACACGGACGCCGUAG
This is a messenger RNA of Aegilops tauschii subsp. strangulata, 510 nucleotides long. Lineage: Eukaryota; Viridiplantae; Streptophyta; Magnoliopsida; Poales; Poaceae. The record is from RefSeq and is a predicted model, not a curated record.